This is a messenger RNA of Equus quagga, 2128 nucleotides long. It is a transcript of the gene FOXI3, whose product is annotated as forkhead box I3. The transcript has 3 exons. Gene Ontology annotation, biological process: cell differentiation; anatomical structure morphogenesis; regulation of transcription by RNA polymerase II. The record is from RefSeq and is a predicted model, not a curated record. Gene Ontology annotation, molecular function: RNA polymerase II cis-regulatory region sequence-specific DNA binding; DNA-binding transcription factor activity, RNA polymerase II-specific. Lineage: Eukaryota; Metazoa; Chordata; Mammalia; Perissodactyla; Equidae. Bases 1 to 978 code for a protein of 325 amino acids.
AUGGCUCUCUACUGCGGCGACAACUUCGGCGUGUACUCGCAGCCCGGCCUGCCCCCGGCCGCCGCCGCCGCCACCGCCCCGGGCGCGCCCCCGGCCUCCAGGGCGCCCUACGGGCUGGCCGACUACGCCGCGCCGCCGAUGGUGCGGCCGCCCUACUCGUACUCGGCGCUCAUCGCCAUGGCCAUUCAGAGCGCGCCCGAGCGCAAGCUCACGCUCAGCCACAUCUACCAGUUCGUGGCCGACAGCUUCCCCUUCUACCAGCGCAGCAAGGCCGGCUGGCAGAACUCCAUCCGCCACAACCUGUCGCUCAACGACUGCUUCAAGAAGGUGCCCCGCGACGAGGACGACCCAGGGAAAGGUAAUUACUGGACCUUGGAUCCAAACUGUGAGAAAAUGUUUGACAACGGGAACUUCCGCCGGAAGCGAAAGCGCCGCUCCGAGGCCAGCAGCACCUCCACGGUGGCCUCAGGGACAUCAAAAUCAGAAGAAGGGCUUUCCUCAGGAUUGGGAUCUGGAGUGGGUGGGAAGCCAGAAGGAGACAGCCCCUCGGCUUUGCUAAGGCCUUCGCAGUCCCCGGAGCCUCCGGAGGGCACCAAGAGUACUGCCUCCUCCCCAGGAGGAUCCAUGCUCACCUCCACCCCGUGCCUCAACACCUUCUUCAGCAGCCUCAGCACCUUAAGUGUCAGCAGCAGUGGGAGCACCCAGCGAGCUCUCCCUGGCAGCCGCCACCUAGGGAUCCAGGGGACCCAGCUGCCGUCCGGCAGCGCAUUCCCCCCCAGCUCCAUCUCGGAGGCCUCGCCAGACAACCUGCAGCUGAGUAACAGCAGCACCAGCAACGGCAGCAGCCAGAGGUCUUCCUAUUACAGCCCCUUCCCCACCAGCGCCAGUGGGGGUCAAAGCAGCCCCUUCAGCAGCCCUUUCUACAACUUCAGCAUGGUCAACAGCCUCAUCUACCCCCGGGAGGGCUCCGAGGUAUAGAGCGCUGCUGCUCAGACUUGAAUAUGCACACCUGAGAUCUUGUUAAAAUGCACAUUCCAAGGCCGUAGGUCUGGGGCAGGAACUGAGACUCCGCAUUUCUCUGGAGCUCCCGGGUGAUCUUGUGGCCCAUUGACCACACCUGGAGUAGCAUGGGUCUAGUAGAUAACUCUUUCUACAACCCAGCGAGCUUUUACAGGCUUCUCUGGAUAAGGGCCUCCCUGGAGAGAGAGUCAUCUCACUGUUCUGGGAUGGUACCUGUGAGCCCUGUGAAGGCGGGCACCAUGUUUUGUUCAUCACUGUUUAUCAGGGUUCCAAGCUCAGAUGUGUACCAGGGCCAGCUAGGAAACAAGCGAAUGAAGUUAUUGGGUGGGAAAAAGGUAGCAGUUGGCAACUGAAGCAGUAGGGGGUGUCUGGGACUGAGCAGCUGAAUGAAGGCUGCUGUGGGCAGCUAGUUAGCUCCUGCCUGGCAGCUUUCUGAUUUUUCUAGAAAAGUUGGAUAUGUGGAUUUUUAUAGGAAACCUCUAUUUGUAUUCUUUGUCACAAAUUAAAGUUUUAAAAAUACUGUAGUAGGAAACACCACAAAUCCUUGAGCUGUAUCCAGCUCACGAAUCACCUCUGCAUAUGCUCAGUGUCUGGUACAUGGUAGGUACUAAUAGCAAUAAAAGUGCCCAGGCAAGCCCUGUGUGCCAGGCACUGCUCUAGACACUUGACGUGUAUUAACUCAGUUAAUCCUCACAACAACCUUGGGAGAUGGGGUUUGCUACUACUCCUCAUUUUUUAUAUGAGGGCGGUGAAACUCCAAGGUAUUAGGUAACCGCCCAAGGCCACACAGCUAGUAAGUCAUGGGGCCAGGAUCAGGUCCAGGCAGUCUGGCUCCAGAGCUGGUGCUUGUAAGCUUUGUGUUCUAGUUCCUGAAAAACAAAGGUGCCCGCGUCCAUAGGCAGACAUUGCAUAUCGGGGGUAGGAAUGAGCGAGAGCUCAUUGGACCAAAGAUUCUGGUUGAAAUAAAUCACUUGAGACGUUAAUGGACACCACCUCUGCCUUAUUUCUUCUGCCACAGUCCUGAGGUCUGGGGUGACCAUUGUCCUAGUUAACUUGAUGCUCCAUCCCUUUUAGCAUGUGUCCUGGAUUUUUCAUUUUUUAACAAAGU